Molecule: messenger RNA, 963 nt
Organism: Coniophora puteana RWD-64-598 SS2
Lineage: Eukaryota; Fungi; Basidiomycota; Agaricomycetes; Boletales; Coniophoraceae
Product: defender against death DAD protein
Exons: 7
Coding region: 75-443 (122 amino acids)
Biological process (GO): protein N-linked glycosylation
Cellular component (GO): membrane; oligosaccharyltransferase complex
Source: RefSeq, a predicted model, not a curated record
CCGUCACCUACAUACUUCCACGUCCGCACGUCCAAGCCUAGCAGCAACACCCCCGCUCGUUACACAUAAUAGCUAUGGCAGGCCCGAAGCAAGCAGCAAAGGCCAACUCGGACGUCUCCGGUGCUGUUACGACCCUCUGGGGUUCCUACCUCGACCAGACCCCAGACCGCCUCAAGCUCAUUGACGCGUUCCUCGUCUUCAUCAUGCUCUCCGGCAUCGUCCAGUUCGUUUACUGCGUACUGGUCACCAACUUCCCCUUCAACGCGUUCUUGGCUGGGUUCUCGAGUUGCAUCGGCCAAUUCGUCCUGACUGCGUCUCUCCGCUCCCAGGUUAACCCUGAAAACAGGUCGGAAUUCAAAGACGUCUCUCCAGAACGUGCCUUUGCCGACUUCGCUCUGGGUUCCAUUGUACUGCACUUCUUUGUAUACAACUUCCUGGGAUGAAGUGCUGUGCCUCCAAUCCAUCCCUUGCACCUCACGACUCGUGUAAAUCCAAAUCGUUCGAUUCCAUCAUCCAUAAAACGACGCCAUUAUUAUACAGUCGAGAGAGAGGAGGUUGUAGAGUUGUGCGAGAUGAGGGAAUGAAACUAAGGAAUGGUGAUGUGGUGUAAUGAACCAGGUUCAGCCUGAACAGCGACUUUAAGCUUUAAGCUUCAAGGCUUCCUCUCGAAGGAGUCGGAUCGACCCAUGACAACGACGGCAAAGUCAAAGGCAUACUCUCCGAAUUCAAGAUACGAGCGCAGGAUUUGUCGGACGUCUUUGUUCGGGACUGUGGCUAGCUUCGGCGUGAGACCAGUCGAUCGUCGGACGCCAGCAAGGAAUGCGCUGAUGAUUAGAGCGUCAAUGCCCCAGUGAAAGAGACGUCCAAACAUUGCUAGAGUUCAAUAUAGUGUCGAUGAUAGCAGGUAUGGAAGUUGUUUGGAAGGUGUUGUAGAGAGGAGGUUGGUUGCUGGCGCGAGGUCCU